Messenger RNA from Oncorhynchus tshawytscha (Chinook salmon), 1394 nucleotides. Its product is annotated as E3 ubiquitin-protein ligase TRIM35. Bases 633 to 1160 code for a protein of 175 amino acids. The transcript has a single exon. The record is from RefSeq and is a predicted model, not a curated record. NCBI's taxonomy places the organism in Eukaryota, Metazoa, Chordata, Actinopteri, Salmoniformes, Salmonidae.
UGGACACUUACCACGCUGCGCUUUGGUCCUCUGAUCCUUCCCGCUACUCCUCCUCAGAAGAGGAGGAAGACAACCCUUACAAUACUAGGAUACUGAAAGAAGAUGACAUAGUUACCUGGAUAGUUACCUGUGAUGCCAUAUUUGUUCAGAGACUUUCAGAGAGCCUGUUUCUCUGGGCUGCCACCACAGCUUCUGUGCCAGCUGCCUGGACAAAUUCUGGGAUCAGACCAAAAACAAGAAUUGUCCGGUAUGUAGGAGGAAAUGUUCCAAGGAUCAUCUAAAUGUUAACUUUCAGUUGAAGGAACUGUCUGAUAAAUAUGCUGGGAGACAGAAAGCAGGGGAGAAAGACAGUAUUCCAGAUGAAGGCAGAGCAGUGGUUUGUCCUAAACACACAGAUGAACCUAAAUGGUUCUGUGAGGUGGAGCAGAGAGCUGUGUGUCACGUCUGUGAGUUUGCUGCACAUCACAGCCACACUGUCAUUCCCUUAGAACAGGCAGUGAAAUACCUGAAGGAAAAACUAACCUCAGAAUUACACUCACUGCAGAGCAAACAGGUUACAUGCAAAGACAUAGAGCAGAAAUAUAACAAUUCACCAGAUCUUAAGAGAGGAAGAGGAGGCCAGACUGGCAGCAAUGAGGAAGGAAGAGGAGGAGAAGGGGAAGAUGAUUGCCAGAGAGAUGAAGAACAUUCAGGACCAGAUCUCUCUCACAGAAAACAUCACUGCUGUGAAACAAAAACUCCAGAAACAAGAGGUGCCAUUUCUCAAGAGCUACAAACACACACAGACAUUCUCCAGAGCCCAGGACACACUGCCGGAUCCACAGCUGGUCUCAGGAGCACUGAUAGAUGUGGCCAAACACCUGGGCAACCUGCAGUUCAGAGUCUGGGAGAAGAUACAGGGGAUUGUCAAAUACACUCCUGUGAUUCUGGACCCCAAUGCUGCACAUCCCUGUCUCUCUCUGUCUGAUGAUCUGACCAGUGUGAGUCAGACAGUCCCAACCCAGCAGCUCCCUGACAACCCAGAGAGGAACACAAAUCAUGCCACAGUUCUGUGCUCUGAGGGGUUCAGCUCAGGAAGGCACAGCUGGGAGGUGGAGGUGGGGGACCACCCAUACUGGUUUAUAGGUGUAUAUAACUUCCCCAUACGAUGGAUUGUUUGAUAUACAGCUUGUUAAAGGUACAUAUUGGGUAGGAGGUCGGACCAUCACUCUGAAGAGGAGACCCCAGAGGAUCAGAGUACAGCUGGACUGUGACAGGGGAGAGGUGUCCUUCUACGAUGCCAAAGACAUGACACACAUCUAUACUUUGACAGUGAUGUCAUCUCAGCAAGGUGUGUGUGUGUGUGUGUGAGAGAGAGAGAGAGAGAGAGAGAGAGAGAGAGAGAGAGAGAGAGA